AUGUCGCUCGCGUGCGGGCUGCCGCUGCUGGAGUGCGUCUACUGCCUGGGCUGCGCGCGCUGGGCGGUCAAGCGCUGCCUCCACACCGGUGACCGCGACAGCGCCACCUGGGGCCAUGCCGCCGCCGCCGACUUCGCCCCCGUCCCCCGCAUGUGCCGCAUCAUCAUGGCCAACUACGACGACCCUUCCUCCCCGACCCCGACCCCGACCCCGACCCCGCCCCUCCUCUCCCCUACCGUCGACCCGGCCAACAUCGUCCGCCGCCGCACCUACGCCCACACGCGCGGCCGGGUCACGCCCUACCUCGUCUACCUCGACCACGCGCACGCCGACAUCGUGCUCGCGCUCCGGGGCCUCAACCUCGGCCGCGAGUCUGACUACGCGCUGCUCCUAGACAACCGCCUAGGCAAGCGACGCUUCGACGGCGGCUACGUCCACAACGGCCUACUCCGCGCCGCAGGCUGGGUGCUCGACAAGGAGUGCGACCUGCUACGGGACCUCCUCCACCGCUACCCCGACUACACGCUCACCUUCACGGGACACUCCCUAGGCGCAGGGGUCGCCGCCAUGCUCACCAUGGUCGUCGUCCUCAACCUAGACAAGCUAGGGGUAUGCCGCUCAAGGACCAGGUGCUAUGCCGUGGCCCCAGCCAGGUGUAUGUCGCUCAACCUUGCAGUCAGAUACGCAGACGUCAUCAACUCCGUCGUCCUACAGGAUGAUUUCUUGCCUCGGACUGCUACUCCUUUAGAAGAUAUUUUCAAGUCUAUUCUCUGUCUGCCAUGUCUCCUAUGUUUGAGAUGUUUGAAGGAUACAUGCAUACCUGAAGAUGCUCUGUUGAAAGAUCCAAGGAGGCUCUAUGCACCAGGUCGGAUAUAUCACAUUGUGGAAAGGAAAAGUUUCAGGUGUGGGAGAUAUCCACCGGUGGUCAAAACAGCUGUGCCGGUGGAUGGUCGAUUUGAGCAUGUAGUUCUUUCCUGCAACGCCACGAUGGAUCAUGCCAUUAUUUGGAUCGAGCGGGAAGGCCAGAAAGCUUUGGAUCUGAUGCUGGAGAAGGAGAACGCGAUGUCAGUGCCAUCGGACCAGCAAAUGGAGCGGGACGAGACGGUGCAGCGGGAACAUGUGGAGGAGCAUAAGGCGGCGCUGCGCAGGGCUGCCACACUGUCGGUGUCAGGGAUCGCCUCGGCGUACGGUACAUUUGGUGGUACAUGGCCUGAGAGGAGUGAGAGCUUCCCACUAUCAGGCUCGAAGCAGCCGCGGGUGAGCUGGGACGACCUCAUAGAGCAGGUGUUCGAAAAAGAUGAGGAUGGCCAGAUUGUGCUGCGUAGCUCCUCUCCCUCUUCCUGAUGCAAACCAUGUAAAGUUUCUUCGUUUUUGUUUUCUUGGCCUAAACAUACUGUGUUGUAAAUUCUUUUUGUAGUAUCUUGUUUAUUCUUUGCACAUGGUAUUUCUGUUCUUCAUUGAAUUUGUACUUGCAUCUCCUUGUGAUACAGAUGUGGUGUGAAAUGUACAGGGACAAAAAAUUCCUUAUUUCCAGUUGAAGUAUGUAUUAAUGUAUAUAACAGGAGACAAAAAAAAUA
Lolium rigidum is the source of this 1577-nucleotide messenger RNA. RefSeq lists its product as uncharacterized. Gene Ontology annotation, biological process: lipid catabolic process. The transcript is spliced from 5 exons. The record is from RefSeq and is a predicted model, not a curated record. NCBI's taxonomy places the organism in Eukaryota, Viridiplantae, Streptophyta, Magnoliopsida, Poales, Poaceae. The coding region runs from base 1 to 1344 and encodes 447 amino acids.